GGGAUUCAUGACUGACAGGCAUAAGGUCCUAUGGGGAAUAAGUAACGGACCAACUGGAGCUGGGAAACCCACCCAAAGGCAAUUAAGGGUAAAGGACGACAAAAAUAUUUGAUAAACGUUUUUUUCCUUCUCUCCUUCUUGACCGGGGAAGAAGAAGCGAUGGAGCUGGAAUGAAAGAAAGCGACCGUAUCUGGGAGGUAUGCUUCGGAAAAAGACUGCGAGACAUCCCGGGCGAAGAUCUGAUUUGGACCACAAGGCACUGAGGCAGAAAAAGUUGCAAAUAUCCGAGCGAGAAGCGGUCCCCAUCGUGUGGAAACAGCGUGGAAAAGUUGCAGAAGUUACACCAAAAUCUUCCAGGAGUUGGGAUAUUCGCGCAAUGACACGCACAUAGUGGAUAGACAAAAGUUUUUGGGAAUAUCUCCGGGAAACUUUCGAGGCGCACCAAGGACGUUAAAGUCGCUGUAUCCGACGCAAGGGAGAUAAGAUCACUCUAUCUGUAUCCUGUCCUUGCUGCCGCAGGGUCGAUGGGGGCCGCGCCGGGCUCGGGCUGGGAGGAGGGCGAGUUCGAGUUCAAGUUGGUGUUUGAGGAGGACCCGCCGCCGCGGCAGAGCCAGGGGCCAUCCCCGGUGCGCACAGCCGAGCCGGAGAGCUCCGUUCCCGGGGAGGAGAGUGAGGGCGCCCUGCUGCACCUGGAUCCCUCCAACAACAGCAGCGGCCUGGUUACAGAUAACCACAUGGCUGCCACUCAUGCAGGACACUCAAUCAACAUCCCCAGCCCGCCACCCUCGGCCAAUCAGCGAGCUGGGAUGCAUUCCCCGCCCCCACGGAGAGCCCCAGUCAGAGAGUUCAGUGGGACCUAUGAGAGCCUGCCGGCACGCUCUGUACAGGUUUCAGAGUCUCGUGUGGUCGAGUGUCCCAGCAUCCAGAUAACCACCAUUUCCCCUGAAGACGACCCAACACCUACCAUUUCCAGUUACUGGGACAUGGGCGGUGGUGGUGGGUGGGACCGAGAGCGCCUCUACCUCCCCCUGCUGGACCCCUUUACCUACCGCGACAGGUGCCCUGGCUCCCUCAGCCCCAGCCCCGCCUCCAGCCCCUCCUCCCGUGGCUGGCUGAGCCCCGCCUCCAGCUGUGACUCCCUGCUGGUGGAGGAGGAGGAGCUGAACGAGGCCACGAUCAACUUUGGGCUCUCGCCGUCCUCGAGGCCAACUUCCCCCGGGGGUAAAAAGCGUAGAAACUCCCCCCUGGCCUCCCCCUGUACUUCGCGGAGGGGCAGUUACUCAGAGGACCUGCAGGGAUGCAACCUCGAUGGCGGAGACUCCAUCACUCUGUCUCAAGCUUCGCCCAGCAGCUGUGAGCUCAGCAUCCCACAGAAAACCAGGAAGACGUCUUUGGAACAGUUGUCUCCCAGGGAGGUGGACCAGGAGCAGGCUCCAGGCCACAGCUCCCCCUGCCUGCUGCAAGAGUCCCAGCAGAUCAGGAGAGAGCCUCCCUCGUUGGGCAUGGACUACCUCUCUGUACCCCCUGCUCUAGCCUGGGGCCGGACCCGAGCCAGCGCCCACAGCCCUCUGUUCAGGUCUAACGCCUUGCCGCCACUUGACUGGCCACUGCCGUCCCAGUUUGAUCAGUACGAGCUGCGUAUUGAGGUGCAGCCCCGUCCCCACCACAGAGCCCACUAUGAGACCGAGGGGAGCAGAGGAGCUGUCAAGGCUGCACCAACGGGACAUCCUAUAGUCAAGCUGUGUGGAUACACAGAGAGGAAGCCGCUCUCCCUUCAGGUUUUCGUUGGAACAGCUGACGACAGAUCGAUCAGGCCACAUCCUUUCUAUCAGAUACACAGAGUAACAGGGAAGAUGGUGGGUACUGCCAGUCAUGAGAGCGUCCAGGCGGGGACCAAACUGCUGGACAUCCCCCUCAACCCUGAGAACAACAUGACUGCACUCAUCGACUGUGCUGGGAUUCUAAAGCUGAGGAACUCGGACAUUGAGCUGAGGAAAGGAGAAACAGAUGUCGGACGAAAAAACACUCGUGUCCGUUUGGUGUUUCGGACCCACCUCCCUCUCGCGCCUCCCGUCGCCCCGCCUGGAAGAGUCCUGGCUCUGCAGGCCGCCUCCCUGCCCAUCGAAUGCUCCCAGCGGUCGGCUCAGGAGCUGCCCGUCAUCGAGUCUGUCAGUCUUACUUCCUGCUCUGUGGAGGGAGGGGAGGAGCUUCUGCUGAGCGGCUCUAACUUCCUGCCAAUCUCCAGAGUCCUUUUCAUGGAGAGAGGGACAGAUGGUAAAUUACAGUGGGAGGAGGAGGCUCACGUUGACCGGGACAACAGCAAUGAGUGUUUGUUGUGUGUGAGGGUCCCCGCCUACAGCGACGUGUCUGUCAGUCGGCCGGUGUCGGUUAGUCUCUACGUCUCCAACGGGAAGAGGAAAAGGAGCAGCACUCACUGCUUCAAGUAUCUGCCCAUUAUGUUCAAAGAGGAGGACCCGCUGCUGUCCCGGCCCUCUGUGCUGCCUCUGGACGGGGGGACUGUGUGUCCUGUGGGGGGUCAACCCAGGAUGGACAGGGGUUUCCACGUGAGAGGCGAACCCAUGGCUGAAGAUCGAGGCCUGGGCUUCCACCUGCCCCCCUACCCCUCCACCUACUCCCCUCCCUGCCCCACUAUGGGUUACCAUGAGGAGUACUGCUCUAAACCCGACGCUGCCGUGGAGGAGCCCGGUGGGUCCAGGGCAGCGCUGUCCGAGCGUCACCCCAGCUUCGAGAACCUGGAGCUGGGCUUCACCGAGCUCCUCCCACCCCUGUACCCCCGCGGCCCGCAGCCUCCCUCCCCCUCCCCUUCCCCGUGGCUGGACUCACCCUACCUGUCCUCCUCGCCCUCUCCCUCCCACUCCUCCUCUCUCAGCCCGUUUCCUGCUGGUAGUCCCAUCUCGACCUCCCCUCUGCCUCCCAUCCCCACCUCCCCUUACCCCCAGUACUCUGCUUAUCCUCAGGAGGUGUGUCCCUCCCCUCCCUCCAACACCAGCCCUUAUCAGGACAUCUGCCCUACACCUUACUCCCACUACGAUGGCUGGGACCCCCAGGGAAGGGUGCUGGGGACGGGACAUGGGGGAGAGAGGGAUGCCAAGAUCCAGGACUGCCCCCUGGAGUUUACCAGCUCUGCCUCUAUGCACCACAUUACAUUUGAAGAAGUGACGGAGUUCAUCGGGGAGGACAUCCAGUCAUACCAGUCAGGCUCACAGAUGGACAACCAGCCAAACUGAGCUCAGAGCAGCUCAUCCCUCGUUUGAUAUUCAGCAUAAUUUUAAAUCCAUUAUGCACUUAGUAUUAAGAUGCAUCGCUCCAGUUACAUGCAAUAUUGACAGGGGAAUUUGAUUAUCAGGACACUGUUGUAAUUAUGACCACAGGCAACUGUUACGGUUUUAUAAAGGGAAACUAAUGUUUUUAACAUGUUUUCAAUAUAAAUUAUACAAGAAAGUG
Messenger RNA from Morone saxatilis (striped sea-bass), 3465 nucleotides. It is a transcript of the gene nfatc4, whose product is annotated as nuclear factor of activated T cells 4. The record is from RefSeq and is a predicted model, not a curated record. The transcript has 13 exons. NCBI's taxonomy places the organism in Eukaryota, Metazoa, Chordata, Actinopteri, Moronidae. Gene Ontology annotation, molecular function: transcription factor binding; RNA polymerase II cis-regulatory region sequence-specific DNA binding; DNA-binding transcription factor activity, RNA polymerase II-specific. Gene Ontology annotation, biological process: cytokine production; regulation of transcription by RNA polymerase II; calcineurin-NFAT signaling cascade. Bases 525 to 3248 code for a protein of 907 amino acids. Gene Ontology annotation, cellular component: transcription regulator complex.